Messenger RNA from Medioppia subpectinata, 729 nucleotides. NCBI's taxonomy places the organism in Eukaryota, Metazoa, Arthropoda, Arachnida, Sarcoptiformes, Oppiidae. The record is from the annotation of a GenBank genome assembly.
AUACCGGAAUACGCGCCAGAAUUCACGGGCACUGUGUUUGGCAUAACCAACACAUUGGCCUCUUCUAUGGGAUUCUUAGCGCCCAUUAUUGUCGGCCAGAUUCUGGACACCGAACACAAUUCGGAAACGCGUAAGAAAUGGGAUAUCGUUUUCUACGUGACGGCGGCUUUCUAUCUGUUGGGCGCCAUAUUCUUCGAGAUCUUCGGAUCGGCUGAACGUCAGUCGUGGGCGAGGGUUACGAUCAACAGGAGUCCCGACAUUGAACUCAAUCAGAUGUCGGCAAACGGCACAACCGGUCGCACCAAAAAUGGCUCUCAAAAUGAGACACAUUUCUCGAGAAACAGAAUAUUUUCUCGAUUUAAGAAGUCGUUGGACACGGAAUCGCCCGAAUGGGUUGAGUUCAAGAAAAACACAUAUAGUACACCCAAGUGCUCAAUAAUCCUCGUAUAUGUAGCCAUACUUAUUGAUAAUCUAUUGCUUACGUCUGUGGUGCCAGUGAUUCCCGAUUAUCUCAACAAAAUCAGCGCCGAUUCCAACGAUACGAUCACACUAUCGAUGCCAUUGUUUAAAAGUCUGAUCGAGAUCAAUUCAAGCAACACCGGCGAUAUGACCAGAAUCUACAAUAACAUCAUUUCCAUGCAUUCAAACACUGUUUUUGACGACGAAAACGGAAGAAUCGGUUUCCUAUUGUCGACCAAAGCAUUCGUACAAAUGAUCUGCAAUUUCUUU